This is a messenger RNA of Prunus armeniaca (apricot), 1059 nucleotides long. The record is from the annotation of a GenBank genome assembly. Lineage: Eukaryota; Viridiplantae; Streptophyta; Magnoliopsida; Rosales; Rosaceae.
AUGGCGACGGCUCCCUCGUCUCUCCACCCUCUCCAUCAAGAUUUUCUAUGCCCAAAAUACCCUCGCCUUUAUCACAAUUCCCAAUUCAGAACUCCUCGCCUCCGACGACGCCCCACUGGCACCGGCCGCCCGCCUUCCCGCUUUCCCUCUUUCGCCAUUCGUGCAAGCUCAGUUGUUACUUUACCGCCUGAAUGGAAGUCGAGCACUGAGGAAAGUGAAAGCUCGGGUGUUGAGCUGUUAGCAUGCCCAGUAUGCUAUGAACCGCUCAUACGGAAAGGCCCUCCUGGUCUUAACCUGCAAGCAAUAUACAGGUCGGCUUUCAAGUGUAAGAAAUGCGACAAGUCGUAUUCAAGCAAAGACAUUUACUUGGAUCUUACUGUUAUUGCUGGGUUGAAGGAGUACGUUGAAGUCAAACCGGUUGGGACUGAGUUAUUCAGAAGCCCUCUUGUUUCCUUCUUGUAUGAAAGAGGCUGGCGCCAGAAUUUUAACCGCAGUGGCUUCCCAGGUAUUGAUGAAGAGUUUAAAAUGGCUCAGGACUACUUUAAAUCUGCAGAAGGUGGUGUUCUGUUGGAUGUAAGCUGUGGGAGUGGUUUGUUUUCCAGAAAGUUUGCCAAAUCCGGGACCUAUUCUGGAGUUGUUGCGCUUGAUUUUUCUGAGAAUAUGCUUCGCCAGUGUUACGAUUUUCUUAAAAAAGACCCUACUCUUUUAGCUACUAAUCUUGCUCUUGUGAGGGCAGAUGUUUCUAGGCUUCCAUUCCCUUCAGGUUCAAUCGGUGCUGUCCAUGCCGGCGCGGCAUUGCAUUGCUGGCCCUCUCCUUCCAAUGCUAUUGCUGAAAUAAGUCGUAUAUUACGAAGUGGUGGCAUCUUUGUCGGAACCACUUUCCUGCGGUAUACUUCAUCUACUCCCUGGAUAUUGAGGCCUCUCAGAGAGAGGGCUCUGCAGGACUAUAGCUAUUUAACGGAAGAAGAGAUUGAGGACUUGUGUACAUCAUCUGGUCUCAUCAACUACUCGAGCGAAGUUCAGCAAUCUUUCAUCAUGUUUUCUGCUCAGAAACCUUGA